Molecule: messenger RNA, 3232 nt
Organism: Sardina pilchardus (European sardine)
Lineage: Eukaryota; Metazoa; Chordata; Actinopteri; Clupeiformes; Clupeidae
Product: zinc finger protein 341-like
Exons: 14
Coding region: 561-2591 (676 amino acids)
Biological process (GO): regulation of transcription by RNA polymerase II
Cellular component (GO): nucleus
Molecular function (GO): RNA polymerase II cis-regulatory region sequence-specific DNA binding; DNA-binding transcription factor activity, RNA polymerase II-specific
Source: RefSeq, a predicted model, not a curated record
UGCCAAUCCAGUUCUUCAUCAUUGGCCUCUGUAUCACUGGCGUCCACCAUCUCCUACGCAGCGCUCUCAUCUGUCAGCUCUGUUCCACAUAUUGCAACCAACAGACAAUUUAUAAGGGCAUGCUGGGACAACAAGAGUUGCAAGAAUUCCACAGCUGCCGUCCACCAUCAGGUUUCGAGAGAGGUUACCAGCAGAUUCAUUCAACCUUGCCGAUGAAGUGAUGUUUUCAGACAAGAAGAGGUAGCCGUGGCCUACUGGUUAGGGUUUUGGGCUUGUAACCGAAGGGUUGCUGGUUCGAUCCCCGACCAGUAGGAAAAAUGUGGGCCGGGGGAGUGGUUUAGCACUGCUCUCCCAUGCCCACAUCCAUGGCUGAAGUGCCCUUGAUAAAGGCACCUAACCCCUCACUGCUCCCCAAGCGCCGCUGUUGAGCAGGCAGCUCACUGCUCCGGGUCUCUACAUACAUAACUGUUCCUCAGUCCCCUAUUACACACACUUUCGUCCAAGGGAAUGUUCUAGUGAGUGAUGAAGUUCUUUUAUCGGCUAUAUCAGCCUUCACAUCAAUGGAUCCACCCUUGUCCACGACACAGAACUCAACACAGAACACUCUGAAUAUGCAUGCAGGUGGAUCAUACCUUCAGCACCAACAGCAGCCAACACAUUUGCUUCCUUCCAACCAAACCCAGACAGCAUCUUCCCAGAUGCCAUGUAACAAUGGCAACUCAGUUGUCCAGGUUUACAGUGCCUUGCCACCAGUAGUAGGUGGAAGCGGUGGUGAAGCUCAAGCCAUGGGACAGCAAUCUUUCCCUCCCACUCAGGUGCCAAGCCAGUGUGUGGAGAGUCAAGGCUUUACAUCACCUCCAGUUUACAGUUUUGGGAAACAGGCAUCAAAAACAUGUAUCAGUGCAAACCUGACUGAUUUGUGUAAAUAUGAGAAAGUAAUUAUUCCCAAACGAUCUAGAAGGACCAAGAAAGACCAACAAGAACAAGUAAAGGGGAAGAUUCAGAGGCUGAAAUGUGAUUUCUGUGAAAAAGUCUUCACUAAAAAUUUUGAUCUCCAGCAACACAUUCGAAGUCAUACAGGUGAGAAGCCCUUUCAGUGCAUUGUUUGUGGCCGUGCAUUUGCACAGAAGUCCAAUGUGAAGAAGCACAUGCAAACACAUAAGGUUUGGCCCAGUGGCACAGGUAGCGCAGGCUCCCGGCUCCCAAUUGCCAUUAAGGUGGUACCCCUUUGCGGCAACCAAAACCAAGAACAGUCUGAGCAAGAGGAUGACGGAGAACAAACUGGACAAUCAGAAUAUUUUGUGGAGACUGCUAAGACCCACUGUGAAGGGCAUCUUGGAGUGGAUCCUGGGGGUGGACAUAAGCCAGAACCCCAGGUUAGAAACAAACAGAUCAUUGUCAUUGACAGCUCUUACCAGUGUCAGUUCUGCAUGGGGAAGUUCAACACUUACUUUCGCCUGAAGUCCCAUAUGACUCAACACAAAAAUGAACAGGUGUACAAAUGUGUGGUGAAAGUGUGCUCUCAGACGUUUCAGAAACUUGACUUGUUUCUUGAACAUAUCCGCACACAUCAGGAUCACCUCACUUACCGUUGCCACCUGUGCAGUAAGGUGUUCUCCACACUGUUUGAACUGGGAGUGCACCAGUACUCGCAUAACCUCUGCCCUCAGAGGAACCAACGCAAAGAACUGACUUUGUACAGGUGUAUUAAAUGCCAGAGUAAAUAUUCAACACAGGAGUCACUGGAGCAGCAUCUUUUAACGGCCUGUCAUAGUUUCCCCUGUCCACAUUGCCAUAAGGUGUUCCCCUCUGAAAGGUACUUCCGAAGGCAUCUUUCAACGCAUGGAAUUGGCGGAUCGUACAAGUGUAAAACCUGUAGAAAAUACUUCAGAACAGAACACUACCUCAAACUACACUCUCUGAUUCACUCAGGAGAAAAACCAUAUAAAUGUUCAGUCUGUGAGGCCACCUUUAACAGGAAGGACAAAGUGAAGAGGCACAUGCUCAUUCACGAGCCCCAUAAGAAAUACAAAUGCCCAUUCAGGAAUCAUGUGGGCUGCAGUAAAGAGUUCAACAGAGCUGACAAGCUGAAGGCUCAUAUAUUGUCUCACUCUGGUAUUAAGCCCUUUAAAUGUCAUUUCUGUCAGAAGUCCUUCAGCCGCCGAGCCCACCUGAUUGAGCACCAAUGUUCACACAAUGACAAUUACCGCUUUCGUUGCUCUACAUGCAAUAAAGGAUUUACAAGACAGAAGUACUUCAGUGACCACAAUUGCCCUUGUCUGACUAAAAAUAAUUCAGAUGAAAAACUUAAAGACAGGAGUCUCAACAAAAGGAUGUUGGUCCCAAGUUGGAAGACUGAAGGUCAAACUGAGAUGGUAAAUUUAGUGACAGAAGAUCAAAGACAACACAAAAAACUACAAGAAAUCUUCGACAGUAAAGAUGUUAACAGCAUCAUCAGAAACAUGCCAGUCAAAAGCACAGGGAAGAAAAGCAAGGGUAAGGAAGAUGCAGAAUGUACAGAGGAACAUAUGUGUGAAGGAGGAGCAGGAUCACUGUUGUUGACACCUAUGUUUACAGAGAGUGUUGAUUGAAGUUUGUGACAUGAUGUGACAUACCAGUGUCACAGUUUGCCAUUAAUGGGAAGGACCAUGUCAGUCUGAGUGUAUUUUGCAUUUUUAUAUAUUUUUCGAUAAUAUAAACUCAGUUUACAUAGCAUGUUAUGUCACAGAAUGAGAUGGUAUCACUGCAAAACAUUUGGUGCUGUAUCGCAGUCCAGAGUCUGAAUUCUCAUUGUUGCACAGACAGACGGCACUAAUUUCACAAUUGGUGCUUUCAUUAUUCCAUGUUCUUAAUUGUACAGGUGCUUUUCAAAAAAUAAGAAUGCUGGGGAGAAGGUUUUUUUUUUCUUCCAUAAUUUAUUUCAGAAAGUUCAACUUUAACUUAUUCUAGAUUCAUUACACAUGGUUAUGGUUAUAGUAUUUAACAGGCGCUUUUGUUCAAAGCGACAUACAAAUGAUUCAAUGAUUCAAUUUAACAGUAAACAAUUUAAAAGUUGGUAAUACUACAUAAACAAAAUGGUUCUCCUAGACGAUUGACUAUUGUUGUCAAAGUUGGUAUACAUGAUGUUGAGAUGUUGGUAUUAUCCUGUCUUGUAGCAACGAACCUAACACCUUUUUGGACAAAUCUUGGCUACACUUUCCAUGAAAUAAAAUCAAUGGUUUUGCCCAACCAA